CUCUGUAAGAUUAAGUGACUAUCUCUCAGUAUUUUAAAAGCUUUUCACCUGAACGGUAUACAUUUUAGAGUGAAGCUAUUAAUUUAAGUGAAAAAAAUUAAAAAUGGCAAAAAAGAAUAUUUUGUACUGUCCAGAAAUCACUAAUGAUUAUGCAAAUGAGCUAUCAAUGGGACACUUGAUCAUCAAGAGUCUGACUAAUGCUGGUGAUAGAGUACUUUUGGUGUCUGGAAUAACAUCGGAAGAAUUGACAGCAAAAGAGUUGUUAACAAAGGCAAUUCAGUUUGCUCAAUCUUUAAAGUCAUUUGGAAUAAAGAGUGGAGAUGUCGUGUCUCUCGUAUGUGAAAAUCGCUUUGAAUUUGCUUAUGUUCUUUUCGGAAGUCUUUUGUCAAAUGUAACUGUUGCGCCAAUCAAUCUGACAUACUCAGAACGAGAAAUGUCGCAUGCAUUAAGUCUGUCGAAACCAAAAAUGUUAUUUAUGAGUCCAUUUGCAGCUGACAAAGUCGUUAAUGUAGCAAAGUCAUUGAGUUUUAUCCAAAAAGUUGUCUUAUUCGAUGACGAAAACCUUUUUGGAAGUGAUGUAAUGCUGUUUGAUGAUUUCUUGAAACGAUCAAGUAACUUCAACAUUAAAGAAUUCAUUCCAAUGCCUGUUGAAGAUAAACAAAACACAGUCUCAUUAAUUUUAUGUAGCUCUGGAACAACUGGUCUUCCAAAAGGCGUUCAAUUAUCACAAGCUAAUCUUAUCGUAGUCACACGAUUCUGCAAAGAUGUCAUUCUUAAUAUUGGAAAUAUUCCCUCCACCGAAGAGAGAGUAUGCCUUGGAUUAUUACCAUGGUUUCAUGCAUUUGGAAUAACUAUCUUGACAGGUGUUAUUUCUGGAGCAUUGACAAGAAUUGUUCUUUUACCUAAAUUUGAAGAAGCUCUCUUUCUAAGCUGUAUUGAGUAUAAUAAAUGCAAUAUUUUAUUCCUGGUUCCACCACUGAUGGUUUUCCUUUCAAAACAUCCAAUGGUCGAUGAUUAUGAUCUUAGUAGUGCGAAAGUGAUUAUUUGUGGAGCUGCACCUUUGUCAAAAGAGACAGAAAAUGCAGUUUAUGAUCGAUUGAAGAACAAAGACUUGAGAAUUUUGCAAGGAUACGGUAUGAGUGAGUUGUCACUUGCAGUUCUCCUUCAAAAGUCAAUUAGAAAACCAGGCUCAGUUGGUGAUCUAAACGGUGGAUCAUAUGCUAAAGUAAUUAAUGAAAAUGGUGAAGCAUUAGGUCCAAAUGAAAGAGGUGAAUUAUGCUUUAAAGGAAAUCAACUUAUGAUUGGAUAUAUCAAUGAUAAGGAUGCGACAAGUAGCUGUAUUGACAAUGAAGGUUGGCUACAUACAGGUGAUGUUGGAUACUAUGAUGAUGAUAAGCAAUUUUUCAUUGUUGAUCGCAUCAAGGAACUUAUCAAAUGGAAAGGAUUUCAAGUGCCACCAGCUGAGAUUGAAGCAAUUUUACUGACACAUCCUAAAAUUAAGGAUGCAGCUGUGAUUGGAAUUCCAGAUGAAAGAGCAGGUGAAAAGGCACUUGCUUAUGUCGUAAGAGUCGAUGAAAGUCUAACAGAAAAUGAUGUCCUUGAGUUUGUCGCAAAAACAACAUCACCUGCUAAGCGACUCCAUGGUGGUGUUAUUUUUACGGAUCUAAUUCCUAAAAACCCAAGUGGGAAGAUUUUAAGACGAGAAUUGCGAGAAUUCUAUAAACAAUCAACAUUGAAAGCUAAGUUGUAAGUUGAUUGAUGAUUGAUCAGUCAACACAUAAAAAAACAAGUCCGUCAAUAUUGGGUUCAAAGAUUAAAGUUAAAUACGAAAAGAUUUGCUAGUCAACUCCAAUUUUUUUUUCCUAACAUUUCCAUUAGCGUACUCGAAUAUUUGCUAGAUAAAUUUAAAUGUUUGUGGAUAACAGGUUUUAGUCUAGAACGCUUUGUUUAUACCUUCUUUUUGUAUGUUUAUCAUGUUUUGCACCAAACUUUGUAAGCUUUAGGUAUUAGUUUGUAAAGUAUGGAUAGAAAAAAAACCCAAAGAGAAUUUUGAUUAUUCUUCUUUUAUCACGCGUUAGUCAAGGUCAGUCUUAAAUGAAAGAUAAAGGGGUCGUUCACAAAUGGCGUCGAUCAAAUAUUAAUAAAUAUUCUUUUGUGUAAAGGUGUUACCCAUCUCCAGAAAAUAUGAACAUUAAUUUUACGAUGAACCCCAAAGGGGCCAUUCACUUAUUACGUAACGCUUUUAGGGGGAGGGGGGGGUCUAAGAUUUUGUUACGGUUCAAGCAAGGAAAUUUUUUUUUCAUACAAAAUUUGUUACGAGGGGGGGGGGGGGGGUCUAAGAAGUCAUUUUUUCGCGUUACGUAAUAAGUGAACAG
Molecule: messenger RNA, 2375 nt
Organism: Chironomus riparius
Lineage: Eukaryota; Metazoa; Arthropoda; Insecta; Diptera; Chironomidae
Source: the annotation of a GenBank genome assembly